CUUGAGUCGAGCUGGAGCCCAGCCCUCAAUCAAUUGCAGCUUCGUUAUUCAAACGUUUAAAGUUGACAGGCGGGGAUCAUAAACCCUCAGAAUCCAUAAAAUCUUUCUCGCCCUUUCCGCGCUUUCGAUCAUUGCACUGGCUACUUGGCUAAGUCGAGGGUGAUCUGAGCUCACUCGGAGGCACCAACCAGGUCCAAAUCAAAAAGCUGGCCCGAGAAAGCGGAAAAGAAGCUAGCAGCUGACUGGAAUGACCUGUGGAAUUGGAGUGAUUUGUAAUUUCGCCCGGCGCGGCUUGCAAAGGCAUCGAGCGAGGCGAGCGGAGAUAAACCGAGGAGGCAUACGAGUGUACGCAAGCAAUACUGCGUGUAGUCAUGCUCUAGUGGAGACUGGCCAAGGAUCUAGAUCGCAUGUCGCGCCGUGGGUAUGAGAAUGCUGCGGCGGCGGCAGUGCUUUGGGGCACCCAUAGUAAUGCUGGUGUUUUAAUGGCUGGCCGGGAUUGGGCUGCUCAUUCGGAAUUGUAUAGACAAAAUGGUGCAGCGCAGGUACAUGGCUGUUUUAUGGGAGAAGAUGGUCGUGGUCAAGAUCGAUCGUCGGUCCGAGACACCGGAUCGACUGCUUGCUUGCUCACAGCCCUCAUCUGCAUGGCACAAAACUCGAAGUACAUUCGAUCACGUCCGCUGCCCAAAGCCUACACGGAGCAGCAGCUUACUUUUCUCAAGAGCUACCUUCCUGAAUUUGAGCGGAGGUCCCUAGGGCCAGUGCGCGGAGAUGCAAAGAAAUUUGCCAUGGAGAGAGCUGCGGAAUUCAUUGUACGCUUCGGCAUCCCAUCGUCUGCGCAAGUUGAACUCGGCGAGGACGUCGAUACCAAGUUCAGAGAGGUUCUUGGGCUUUUCUCUACUGAUGACUUUGACCCCUCAAUACAUGGUGCAGCAACUUUACAACUGGUUCAAGAAUAGUGUGGGACGGAAUCGCAGGAAGGCUGAGGGCAAGCCGAGAUCGUCUCGGAAGACGCCAGAGAAAGACAUGCCCAUUCAAGUUGCACGAACACCUGCCCACGACCCUUGGAUGGAUACCAGCCCUACCAUCAGUAUUGAGCGUGAUUUCACGCUCUCAGAUAACACCCUAACAUCUUCUCCGACGAUGACCAACACCUACUCGCACCACGAUAGCCCGGCUGCUGUAACGCCAUCCCCUACGGUGACUGCUCGGCUACCCAUUCAUGUGCAAUAUCCUAUCGCGAGCACCUUGGCAAAUGCAUUGCAGCGUUCUCCGUCUUCUCCGCCAUGUUUGCCCCAGGCACCUGCUCUCCUUCCGCCAGCAUUGCCAGUGAUUGUGACUAUCGCAUCACUGACAGAGGCUUUUCUGAGCAAUAUCGAUGUCGCCCUUCUUGCCUCGCAAAUGCAGGUGCUGGCAUUGGCAGAGCCGCCGCCCUUGACCUUACAGCCUGUUAUAUUCGCAUUGUUCCAGGCCACAUCCUCCGAGUGGGACAGAAGCAACACACCGCCCAACACUCUGCUGACACGCUUCCUCGGAGCUGUGCGGUACUUCACCUCGGCCGUAUGUCACGCAGGAGCGACUGGACCACUUGCUGGUGCGCUUGCCCUCCAAAUGCAGAUACGCAAGUCGGCCAGGUGGACGUCCACUGCUGCACGAAGUCACACGGAGGCCAACCCCGCGUCUUCCAUGUCCCUUGAGCUCCAUCGCAUCACGGCGGACCGCGCACGGCGUAAAGAUCACAUGCAAUGGGCGAGGAUCCACAGUUCUGCCAUCGAAACAGGCGUGUUUGCGUUAGGCUGUGACAUGAGCUCCCCGCCUAACAUACACGACUACACCAAAAGUCGUGUUUUCAGCGACCUCUUUGUUCAGGAUGCGAUCUGGGAAGAGGAUGAAGUCGAAUGGGUCGCGGGAUCAUUCGUUCUGAGGUCCCUCAUCAGAACUGCCAUGCGCGGUGAUGCUGUCAUCCGACGGCAUUAUGAAGAACUGCUGGUUCACUACGAAAACAGAUGGAAGGUUAUGAAGGAUGAAACCAGACAAGCGUUUGUGACCGAAGCACUGCUGUCAGCCAAGGCGCACUUGGCUAGUCUGGCAGCGCCGUGAUCUCCAAGGCAUUAUCUGGACUUUUUCUUGACCCGGACGGUUAUAUCCCCCUCUCGGGCGCCCAUGCUUGGCGCCACGCGACCAUCCAUUCCGUCGUCAUCCAGCGCGAAAUUCAUCGGUUGGCGUGCAUCUCACCAGCUCUUGCGCUCGGAGACGAGGUUCUGGCCUGCACGAACAUGACGUCUGGACUACGAAGGGCUCGGCGCGGACCGAUCGCGAAGGUCACGCUAGCACGUGAACGUGACACCACGCACCACUAGCAUCCCUGUCCGGUUGCGACUCGUUUCGGCUAUCUCUGUUUCCCUUGGACUAGUACAUAAGAUCUGCUUUGCGAGAAUAACGCAGCAGACUAGUCACACUAGAUGGAGAUGCAGUAAGACCCGCCUUCCGAAUUGACGUCCGAUCAUGUCAUCAUCCCUCCCCGAGGUUGACAAUACAUAUACGCAUUGAAACAGCUUUGACGAAAUCU
Messenger RNA from Mycena citricolor, 2566 nucleotides. The record is from the annotation of a GenBank genome assembly. Lineage: Eukaryota; Fungi; Basidiomycota; Agaricomycetes; Agaricales; Mycenaceae.